Molecule: messenger RNA, 678 nt
Organism: Didymodactylos carnosus
Lineage: Eukaryota; Metazoa; Rotifera; Eurotatoria; Philodinida; Philodinidae
Source: the annotation of a GenBank genome assembly
AUGAUACGAUUUGUACUUUUAUUGUUAUUUUUGCUUUUUCAUAUAAUCGUUCAUGGUAUACAUUUUUCUACAUUAUCUGGACGAAAACCUAUAUCACCAUUUGAAGAAGUACUAACGAAUCAAGGAAAACACCACCGUCCAUUCCAAAAUAAAGUUCGUCGUAGUUCUAAAAGUCUCGGUGGCUACACUACUAAAGCUAAAGCUGACUACAUCGAUUCGUUACCAGGUAUACUCUCUUCCGAAAUUAAUUUUCGGCAAUUCUCCGGAUAUUUAACUAUUAGUAACAACACAAAACAUAUCUUCUAUUGGUUUGUCGAAAGUCAAAGUGAACCUGAGAGUAAACCAUUAAUAUGGUGGACUAAUGGAGGUCCCGGAUGCUCUGGUUUAAUUAGUUUAUUCGAAGAAUUCGGACCAUUCCGUGUUCAACCAGAUAACGUGACCUUGCUAAAAAAUCCUUAUUCAUGGAAUCGUGUGGCUAAUUUUUUGUUUGUCGAAAGUCCUAUUGGUACUGGUUUCAGUUACAGUGAUGUUCCGCACCGUGAUUAUGUUGAAUGGACUGACUUACAAACCGCACAAGAUAACUAUUUUGCAAUACAAGCAUUUUUUAACAAAUUUCCACAAUACAGAACGCAUGAUUUAUACCUUAGUUCGGAAUCAUACGGAGGGCAUUCAAACUAA